AGUUCUCUACUCCCUGAUUGGCCAGCGAAAGACUGACCCGGAAAUGGCAUGUGGUCAUGCUGGUUUGAAGCUUAGCAAUACAUAGCGCUGAUGAUAGCUGCUGCAGCCGGCAGGAGUAUCGUCUUUGUAACCGGGAACGCUAAAAAGCUGGAAGAGGUUGUUCAGAUUCUCGGAGACAAAUUUCCAUGCAAAUUAGUAGCCAAGAAAAUUGACUUGCCAGAGUAUCAGGGAGAACCAGAUGAGAUUUCCAUUCAGAAAUGCAGAGAGGCAGCAAAACAGAUUCAAGGCCCAGUUAUUGUAGAGGACACUUGCUUGUGCUUUAAUGCUUUGGGAGGUCUUCCUGGACCCUAUAUAAAAUGGUUUCUUGAGAAGAUCCAGCCAGAAGGAUUGCAUCAGAUGCUACAAGGAUUUGAGGACAAGUCAGCCAUUGCUCUGUGCACGUUUGCUUAUUGCAAUGGAAAUCCUGAUGAUACAGUUCUUCUUUUCAGAGGCAAAACUAUGGGGCAAAUUGUAUUUCCAAGAGGCCCAAGGGACUUUGGAUGGGAUCCUUGUUUCCAGCCUGAUGGGUUUCAACAAACUUAUGCUGAGCUCCCUAAGGAAGUGAAGAAUACAAUCUCUCACCGGUAUCGUGCUUUAAAAGAAAUGUCUGAGUACUUUAUCCAGAAUGGCACCAAGGUUUGAUGUUUAAAUAUCUAAGGUUCUCUAUGGAGCAUUCCUGAGUUUCUAACAAUGUUACACAGAAACUUGGAUGUGUGUUGUACCCCACCUCCCAAAGAAAGACAACAUUGAAGUGCAUCAUCACUGUCUGUAAAUGUAGAUGCUAAUGUAUAGCUUAAUAAAUUAAUAUUUUUACAUAAA
Molecule: messenger RNA, 858 nt
Organism: Xenopus laevis (African clawed frog)
Lineage: Eukaryota; Metazoa; Chordata; Amphibia; Anura; Pipidae
Gene: itpa.L
Product: inosine triphosphate pyrophosphatase-like
Exons: 9
Coding region: 91-681 (196 amino acids)
Biological process (GO): nucleoside triphosphate catabolic process; deoxyribonucleoside triphosphate catabolic process
Cellular component (GO): cytoplasm
Molecular function (GO): ITP diphosphatase activity; dITP diphosphatase activity; XTP diphosphatase activity
Source: RefSeq, a predicted model, not a curated record